AUGGCUGGUCAUGCUCACUCAGCUGAUGAUGAUGGUCCUGACCUUGAUCUGGUUUCUGGCUCCGACAUCGAGGCUCCUUCUGGAUCUGCUGCCGGCACUCCGGUCCCUUCAGGAACGCCGCCUGCCUUCGACAAUGAUGACAUAUGGCUCUUCAGUCCAGAGUCUGGACCGCUGUCCAUGGUGCUGAAAGUACCUGAAGCUACUUCUGGGGACACAUUUCAGAGUCGGGACCAGUUCAUUGGGGACAAAGCAGAUUUUUGGGAGCGGGAAGCGCUGAGAGUCAUUCCUCUGAAGGAGAUUCACAAAGUGCAGGAGUGUAAACAGAGCGAGCUGAUGAUGAGAGACAAUCUGUUUGAGAUGGUGACGAGCUCCAGAACCUUCUACAUGCAGGCUGACAGCCCCGAGGACAUGCACAGCUGGAUAAAGGCGAUCUCAGGAGCCAUCGUGGCUCAGCGAGGACCCGGACGCUCCGCUAACACUGAGCGCAGUGACCACCCCUCUCCCUCCCCAACGUCUUCCUCCUCCACCUUCUACUUCGCCCUCGACCAGGAGCUACACGUCCCACCACCACCACCAUCCUCUUCCUCCGGCCGUCCCUCAGCGGGCGCUCAGCCUCACGCUGGACACGCACCACCACCACCACCACCAGGACAACUUCCUGGGCCUGUUGCCGUGGAGACUGAGCGGCGUCCAGACGGUGAUGAUGCCCCUCCCCACCGCCCGCUCCCGCCUGUCGCUGCAGGAGACGGUGCGGUCGUCAAAGUAACGGCGAAGAAAGCGGAGGAGAUGGAGGAUGAGUCGCCGUGGAAACGCCGUAGUGGAAUCGCCCAGUUUGGAUAUGACGCUGGAUGCGGAGGUGAGGAGGAUUCGGACCUGCAGAUGUCCUUGAUUUGAUGGCGAUGAUGAUGAUGAUGAUGAUGAUGAUGAUGAUGGUGACUGACAAUCUCUUAACACACACUUCCACACAAUUUUCUUCACACACUGGGACAGAAAACAUCCCGACUUUCCCCAAAUUAUCCCUCCACAAAUCUUCCUUGGGACCAGUUGUUUUUUUAAAAUC
Molecule: messenger RNA, 1060 nt
Organism: Scomber japonicus (chub mackerel)
Lineage: Eukaryota; Metazoa; Chordata; Actinopteri; Scombriformes; Scombridae
Exons: 7
Coding region: 1-894 (297 amino acids)
Cellular component (GO): cytoplasm; membrane
Molecular function (GO): PDZ domain binding
Source: RefSeq, a predicted model, not a curated record